Messenger RNA from Trametes versicolor FP-101664 SS1, 1539 nucleotides. RefSeq lists its product as uncharacterized. The transcript has 5 exons. NCBI's taxonomy places the organism in Eukaryota, Fungi, Basidiomycota, Agaricomycetes, Polyporales, Polyporaceae. The record is from RefSeq and is a predicted model, not a curated record. Bases 47 to 1456 code for a protein of 469 amino acids.
GUCGUUCAUCCCGUUCUCCUUUCCCUCGUCGGCGACUUAGCGUACGAUGAGCGCCAGGGCCCCUUUUGUUCCUCAACGCCCGGCCUCUCGCACUGCAGAGCCCAAAGCCGCUGCUGUACCGGUAAAGUCUCCUCCGGCCGGUGGACAUGAGCAUUUCCGUCCCAAUGGUCUCCUGGACCCUCCCACUGGCCCCCCUGGCGACGCUAGAAACCACUCUGAAAACCCUUUAGCGUCCUCUGGCAACUCGGAUCUCUCCUCUGCUCAGGUUUUCGCUGCUAACUUCAGGCCUCUCAACGUCUCUGGCCUCGGCAAGAAAAAGAGCGACACUACUAGCUCUGGGAAAUCUCGCCAGUCUGUCGACAACUCUGCACCGGGCUUAAAAGCUUUUGCUCCCGCUCAACAGGCUCGUCUUGGCAAUCCUCGGCCCCCUUCACCCUUUUUCCAGUCUUCAGGUCCUCCCGCAAUGAACACCUUCAAAGCUCCAGCUGCUCCCGCCCAGACGUCUGGUCAGAACGACGAGUUCAGCGCCAACAAGGCGCAUACAGCCACUUCCGCCAAACCUCCGGCCUUCGACACCCAUCUCGAGAUGCAGGGCAAGCCGAUGUCUGGCCCCCCUCCCGAUCAAUUUCGCUUCUCGCACGGUCUUGACGCUUCCUACCACAGUCUCCGCUCUCGCACCGCUUCUCAGCCGUCUCUCGCCAGCAUACAUGAAGUCGCCGAGGAAGAAGAGCACACCAGCUCUCGCAAGGUACCUUCUGUCAACGGCUAUUCCGAAUACGCGGGCUAUGCAGACGACUCCGGUUUCUCUGACGGCGACGACGGCCACUACCAGCAAGGGCUCAGGCGGUCUGCCAAACGCCCCGAUCGCACCGACGAGGACGAAGAUGAAUACGAGUAUGGGACGGGCGCAAAGCGGUACAAGACCGCUCCCCAGAACGACCCCUCCGGUACGUACAACGGCCGGGGCACCCCCGCUCGCUACCCGGGUGGCGACUUCGACCGCGCAGUCACGCCCGCGCACGGCGUGCCCCUUCUCGCACCGCCAGCGCACUUCCAACCCGAGCCCCCGAAGAGCAUGAUCGACCAGUCCGAUGGUCGGCAGGCGCUGUACCGCCUCCUCGGCCAAGAUCUCGAGACCUUCGUCGAGGGGCACGCGGACGCGUACGAGCAAGCGCGGAGGAAGUGGGCGGACUGCUCGGUUGAGGAGUGGUCGAAAGGUGCCGACGAGCUCGGUGGAAGGUUUGGCAAGAUGUUGGACUAUGUGAAGGACCAUAUGACGUCGAAGCUCUCGCUCUAUGCGACCUUGCAUACGAGCAUUACCGAGCACAAGAAGGUACUCUCGGAGCGGGAGGAGACCCUGAAAGGCGCGAGGGAGAGCCUUGUGAGGGAAGGUGGCGCCGUCGUCGGUGGACCACCGAAAGUCGAUGCUGGGAACGACGAGGAAAAGGAUGGGUAGGGUGGUGGGCUGUUUCUUGUGCUCGUGCGCAAAUGUCGUGUAUCAUACUGUCGUCGCCGUUUGAUGUGAUUGCUGUCUACCCG